Messenger RNA from Scomber japonicus (chub mackerel), 5415 nucleotides. It is a transcript of the gene c5, whose product is annotated as complement component 5. Gene Ontology annotation, molecular function: protein binding; endopeptidase inhibitor activity. The record is from RefSeq and is a predicted model, not a curated record. Lineage: Eukaryota; Metazoa; Chordata; Actinopteri; Scombriformes; Scombridae. Gene Ontology annotation, cellular component: extracellular region. The coding region runs from base 38 to 5101 and encodes 1687 amino acids. The transcript is spliced from 42 exons.
GGUCUUCUCAGUCAGUGUGAGUGUUGCUGCCGUCAGGAUGAAGGUGUGUGUUCUCCUGCUGUGUGUGUGUUUCCUGUGGAGGACCGAAGCUCAGUCCAGAACGUAUCUGAUCACGGCUCCUCUGUCGCUGCACCUGGACGCCAUGGAAACGGUGCUGCUGCAGCUGUUCGGCUUCACGGAGGAAGUGAAGGUGUACGUGUUCCUGAAGACGUCGAUGGCUCCGGAUCACACCGAGCUGCUGAGAGAGGUGGUGACCCUGAACCAGCAGAACCAGCACCAGGCUGCUGCUAGAGUCAGGCUCUUCCCAGGUCAGCUGGGUAAAGGUGUGAAUCAUGUGAUCCUCCACGUCCAAUCAGCAGAGAUCAACCAGCAUCUGUCUCUGGCUGUGAGCCGCACUAACGGCUUCAUGUUCAUCCAGACCGACAAACCGCUGUACACACCUGAGCAGGGGGUCAAAGUGAGGGCGUUCUCGAUGAACCAGGAGCUGAGGCCGGCCAAUCGCAGCGUGUUCCUGACCUUCAAGGACCCGGAUCUGAAGACAGUGGACAUCGUGGAAAUGAUUGAUGUUAAUAACGGAAUCCCCUCCAUGCAAAACCCCUUCAAGAUCCCCGUCAAACCAAAGUUGGGGAUUUGGACCAUUGAAGCUGCAUAUUCUGAUGAUUUCACCACAACAGCGAAAGCAGACUUUGAAGUUAAAGAAUACGUCCUUCCCAGUUUCUCCAUCGUGGUUGAACCAGAAGUGAACUUCAUCAGCUACGGAAGCUUCAGCCGCUUCACCUUUAAGGUCUCAGCCAGGUAUUUCCACGGAGCUCCGGUGGCGAACGGCGAGGUGUUUCUGCGCUACGGCUACGUUGGCAAGAAGGACGCUCCCUUUAUCAUCCCGAACUCUGUAACCAGAGACAGAUUGUCUUCGUCGGGUGAGUUGGACGUGACUCUCAACAUGGAGGCGGUGCUGUCCAAACAUGACGGACCCAAAGACCUCAACAGUCUGGUGGGGAAGUUUCUGUAUAUCGCUGUACUGCUGCAGGAGGAUACAGGUGGUAUCAGCCAGGAGGCGGAGUUUGCAGGAGUGAAGUUUGUGAAAUCACCGUACAGUCUGAGCCUGGUGUCCACGCCCCUUUUCAUCAAACCUGGACUUCCCUAUAACAUCCUGGUGUUGGUGAAGGAUCAUCUGGACAAACCGGUGAGCAACAUUCGGGUUCGUCUCGUGGAGCGACAGCUGUUCAGGCGGGGGAGAGACGGCGAGGACAUGCCCUGUCCUGACAGCGCCAGAAGCCACACAGACGGCCUCGCUGUGUUCAUCUGCAACGCGCCGAGUGAGGCAGUCAAAGCUGUGCUGAAGUUUGAGACCGAUGACAUCACCCUCCCAGCAGCCAGUCAGGCCAGUCUGACACUGGAGGCGUCGGCCUACCACUCUCCGAACCAGCGCUACCUGUACAUCGACCCCCCGCUGCCCGGCCGAGGCCUGCAGGUGGGACAGUACGCCAGCAUCAAGGUGUACUCCGCCACGCCGUCCUACAUACCUGUCACAACCCUCAGCUUCCUGAUUCUCUCUAAAGGGAAGGUGGUGGAUUUCGGCAGUAUGAAGUUCGCCUCCGCCACUGACAACAAACAGGUGCUGCGCUUCCAGGUGACGAGCGCCAUGGUGCCGUCCAUCAGGGUGCUGGUCUACUACAUCCUGUUUGGGGAGGGGACGUCCGAGCUGGUGGCCGACUCCAUCUGGCUGGACGUCAGAGACAAGUGUGUCAGCGGACUCCAGACCGAUCUGUCAUUCGCUGCACGGGACUACAAACCAAAGCAGAACCUCCGGCUGGAUAUUACGACCAAUCAGGAGGGCCUGGUGGCGCUGUCUGCGGUCGACUCCGCCCUUUACACCAUGCGACCUAACUACCAAGACCCUGUUACCAAGGUGCUGCGUCACAUCGAGCAGAGCGACCAGGGCUGCGGAGGGGGCGGCGGCAAAGACAGCGCAGACGUCUUCCGAUUGGCCGGCCUCACCUUCUCGACCAACGCCAACGCCCACCCAUCAGCCACCAAUGAGGCGUGUACAGCAGCAGUGCGUUCAAAACGAGCUCUGAGUGACGAGGACAAGAUGAAAAAAGCAAAGAGUUUUGGGCCCCUGAAGUCGUGCUGUGAACAUGGGAUGAGGUACAUCCCAAAGAGCGUCACCUGCCGUGACUUUGCCCGGCAGGCGUUCAGAAAAUAUCCGCGCUGCCAGGAAGCCUUCAGACUCUGCUGCGAGUACAUCCAGCAGCACCUGGACCAGGAACAGAACCUGAUCCUGGGACGCCACGACUUGGGAGCUGACUUCGAUGAAGCUCCUUCUCUGGUGCGGAGCUACUUUCCAGAGAGCUGGCUGUGGGAGGUUCAGCGCGCCAGUCCCGGUCAGCAGUCAGUCAGCAGGGCUCUACCAGACUCUCUCACCACCUGGGAGAUCAAAGCCGUCGGCAUGUUCAAGACUGGUAUGUGUGUUUCAGAGCCAGUUAAGGUUCCAGUCAAGCUGCCGCUCAGCGUGGACGUCCCGCUGCCCUAUCAGGUGGUCAGAGGAGAGCAGCUGGAGCUCAGAGGCUCCGUGUACAACCAGCUGGUUGACGUCACCAAGUACUGCGUGACGCUGACGGUGGGUCCAGAGAUCUGUCUGCUUCAGUCCCAGCCGGCUCCUGGAGGGGCGGGGCUUCACUCCACCGCCUGCGAAUGGAGCUCGCUGCAUCCGGGAGACGUGCGGAAGGUGAGCUUCACCCUGAUGGGCCUGGAGCACGGAGAGCACACCCUGACCUUCACCCUGAGGACACGAAACGGACGCAAAGAUGUCCUGGAGAAGAAGCUCCGAGUGGUGCCUGAAGGAGUGAGGCAGGAGGAUUAUUCUGGAGGCAGACUGGAUCCUCAGGGAAUCUACGGUUCAGAGAAGAGAUCCGUGGAGCUGAGGAACAGGCCGCCGCCCAACAUCGUUCCCAAAACAUCCGUGGACAGAGUGCUAACUAUCAACGGGGACGUGGUGGGUGAAGUCCUGUCUGUGAUGAACGAGCCCGAAGGCCUCCGUCAGCUGGUGAACCUGCCGGCGGGCUCGGCGGAGGCGGAGCUCGGCGGGCUCCUCCCCCUCGUGCACCUGUACCGUUACCUGGAGACCACCAUGAGCUGGGGCGUCCUCGGUACCGACAUCAAGAAGAACUCACGAGACCUGAAGCAGAAGAUCAGAGAGGGUGUUGUCAGUAUGAGCUCGUUUAGAGGUGUAGACUCCAGCUACAGCAUGUGGACGAAGAGAGAAGCCAGCACCUGGCUGACGGCUCUGGCAGUGAAGACCCUGUCCGUAGUGGAUCAGGUUGUGAUUGUGGACCAUCAGGAUCUCUCUGAGUCCGUGUCCUGGUUGAUGAGCGUUCAGAAACCCGACGGAUCCUUCACCGAGAAAUCUUCCUUCAAACCCAACAAGAUCCUGGCUGAGGGGACGGACGCCGUCGACCAAUCGGUGUAUCUGACGUCCUUCGUGCUGAUCGCCUUAAAGAGAGCAACGAGCAUCAAAGACCCCAUCCUGCAGCUCCGAGACCCCAUCCUGCAGCUCCGAUCACAUGAUAACAGCAUGAGUUUGGCAGCGGACUACAUUUCCCAGCAUGCCCUGACAGUGAAGAGUGUGUAUGUGCGUGCGGUGGCGGCCUACGCGAUGACCCUUCAUGACCCCAACAGUGUGAUGUCGAGUCAGCUGAUCACCAGCCUGGAGAACCUGGCCAAGCAGAAAGGACACCCUGCUGUGCUCAGGUACUGGCAGGAGACCAACGUGGCAGCUGAUUGGCUCAAACCCGACCAAUCCAGCGGUCUGACGGUGGAAACAACGGCAUACGUCCUGCUGACUGUGCUGCUCAAGGGAAGGAUACCCUACGCCAGCCCCAUCCUCGCCUGGCUGACCCAGGACCAGCACUAUGGAGAGGGCUUCUACUCUGUACAGGACACAGUUCUGACUCUGGAGGCGGUCACAGAGUACAGCCGUAUCAUCCCUCGAGCCGUCCUUAAUCAGGACAUCAGAAUCCGCUACAGAAGGAAAGGAUCGCUGGGAGACGUCCAGCUGACCCAGACCCGGCCUGUGGCCUCGCCCACACAGGUGAAGGAGACUGAUGACAUCAUCGUUUCCACGGGUUACGGACGUGGAGUCUCCAACGUGAAGCUCAGGACGGUUUACUAUCAGACCGCUCCGACCUCACUGUCCUGUAACUUCGACCUCUCGGUGGAGGUGGUCGGCCGCGACGCCAAUCCCAGCCUGAGAACUCCUCACCUGCGCGCCUGUGCCAAGUAUAAACCUCCUCCGAACGAGGUGUUCACAGAGUCCAGUCUGACAGUGAUGGAGAUCCAGCUGCCGACGGGUGUGGAGGCUCACCUGGAGGACCUGAGACAGUUCAGAGACGCGAUGGAGCCGAUGAUCUCCCACUACGAGCUGCAAGGAACCACUGUGGUCAUCCAGAUGGACACUGUUCCCUCUGAUGACUUCCUGUGUGUGGGUUUCCGUAUCCGGACCGGGUUCAGGGUCGGCGCGGCCAGCGAGUCUCUGCUGACCGUCUACGAGCCUCAGGACAAAGGAAGUGUUUGCACCAAGCAGUUCUCCCACCAGGAGCAGAAGCUGCAGCGCCUCUGUGUGGCUGACCAGUGUCAGUGCAUGGCAGCUGCAUGCGCCACCUACAGAGGACAAGUCGACGCCACGCUGACGUCAGCCAAGCGCCAAGCGGAGACCUGCGAGCCUCACGUCAAAUACGCCUACAAGCUGAAGGUUAAAUCCUCCACAUCAGAAGGAGACUAUAUGACGUUCUCAGCCACCGUAGUUGAAAUCCUGAAGAACACAGAUAAAGAGCUUGAAGCCGUGAGUCCAGACUCGGAGGUGGAUCUGAUAAAGAAGAUCACCUGCAGCUCCGUGGAAAUCCAGACCGGCAAGCAGUACCUGGUGAUGGGCUCCAGGGGGUCAGAGGUCACGCUGAGUGACAGCUACAAAUAUCGUCUCCCUCUGGACUCGGAGGCUUUGGUGGAGCUUUGGCCGACAGACUGUUCUUCUCCUGAGUGUGCAGACUUCAUCGCUCAGCUGGACGAGUACGCUCUGGACCUGCAGCUCCUCGGCUGCCUCUAAAUCUGCAGCUCCUUCCUUCCUUCCUUCCUUCCUUCCUUCCUUCCUUCCUUCCUUCCUCCAUCCUCCAUCCUUCCACCCUUCCUUCCUCCCUUCCUUCUUUCCUUCUUUCCUUCUUCUUUCCUUCCUUCCUUCCUGUCCUCCCUCCCUUCCUUCUUCCCUCUGUCCUUCCUUCCUCCCUCCCUCCUUCUUUCCUUCAUUUGCUUCCUCCCUUCCUUCUGUCUUCUGUCCUUCUUUCCUUCCUUCCUAUUUUCCUUUAUCCCUCCCUCUUUCCUUGUUUCUUCCCUCCCUCCUACCUUCCUUCCUCCCUUCCUUCC